AUGAUGCUAACGUUCUGCCAGAGACUGUCAGGAGCAGAGCUUCCAGGACGGGCCGUUUCCCGACUCUCCUGGCUGGCAGUGCAAGCACCACUGCCCCCACAGCACUGCGCUUGCAGAAGGAAGCGAUCAACAUCCCGACGAACAAGGGACGUACCUUGGGUCAUGCGUCCCAAACAGAUCCAUACCUUGAUUUCCAAAUCUUUGGGCGCAACGCACCGUUCCUCGCAGAUCUGCUACGCCGGAGAAUGGCAAUGA
Molecule: messenger RNA, 255 nt
Organism: Symbiodinium sp. CCMP2592
Lineage: Eukaryota; Dinophyceae; Suessiales; Symbiodiniaceae
Source: the annotation of a GenBank genome assembly